This is a messenger RNA of Onychostoma macrolepis, 1312 nucleotides long. It is a transcript of the gene haus8, whose product is annotated as HAUS augmin like complex subunit 8. NCBI's taxonomy places the organism in Eukaryota, Metazoa, Chordata, Actinopteri, Cypriniformes, Cyprinidae. The record is from RefSeq and is a predicted model, not a curated record. Bases 88 to 1173 code for a protein of 361 amino acids. The transcript is spliced from 10 exons.
UCAAACACCGAAGAAGAAAAUCAAUAAAACGCGCGUUGAAAAAGCCAUAACAACAGUCUUCGCGUUAGCUUUGGUUUGUGUAACAUAAUGGCAUCCAAGAAACCGUUAAAUAUACGGAAAGUAGAGAAAACCGCUUCAAGUGACUCGAAAAAUUUAUCCACUGAAAAUGAAGCCAGCGGUGGAAAUAACAGUGGUGCAAGGAGGAAAACAAAAGGCACGAUUGUGAAGCCUCGAUACAUGCAAACUGAAACAAAGGCUCCUUCAAAGGGCAGUGUACAGCAGCAAUCAAUGCUGAUGCCACCCAGACCAUCCUCUCCCAGAGUAAGCAACCCGCGAAAGCCAAGGGAGGGCGUACUGUCCAGACGUACAAUGAGCUGUCUGGCAGACAAUGACUCUAACUUGGUCGCCAGCAUUCUGGAAUCCUCAAAUGUGGGAGGAAAUGUCUUUCAGUCGACUGUUUUGGAUGGUCACUGCAUUCGUCCAGAUUUUGAUGUCUCUGUCAUUAACGAUAAAGUUGUGCAGCCAAACACAGUGGACCUGGAUAAUGACGAAAGGGACAUAGCAAUGGAGACGUUUAUUUUGGCCUUCCUCACUGCUAAGAUUGAGCAUAAUACCCGAAAAUUUCGAGAGGAGGCUGAGAGGAAUAUUAUGGCUGUGAUGGAGAAAGAGCAGCAGUUAUCAGCUCAAGUUAAUCGCAAGAAACGACAGUAUCUGCUGAUGGAAAAGCAGAAACAGCUGAACAGUUUACUGGACUUACAGAUGGAGGCUUUAGGUCCUGUUGCUGCUGCAGUAAACACAUUUGCAGAGGACUACAAGUCAUUUGCCACUGCCAUUGAUGCCACGAGACACAGUCUUCCUGUGAAGAACGUGGACAUCGGAGAAGAUGCCGACCAGUUUUUAAACAAAGCUGUUGAAUCUCUGAAUCAGAGUGAGCAUGUCUUGCAACAUUAUACAAAGGACAUUCCCACUGAUUGUGAGGCUUCAAAACAGUGUCUUAGACAGAUGGAAGAUACAGCUAAUGCAAUCAGCCAGCAGGUGACAAGGACUUUUUCUGAUCUUCUGGAGGUGUCCUCACUUGUAAGCCGAGAGACCGUUUUAAUCGAGCAGUCAUUGGAGGAAGAAGAAAUCGGACCGAGCACAGCCCAGACUCUCUUUUGUCCCUCCACGCUGUGAUACAUUAUCGCAUUGGUUUACAAUUAAAUAAAUAACGCAUGUUAAUAAUCAAUUUAUUUUAGAUGUUUAUUUCAUACAUUUGCUGCAUAAUGAUUAAAAGAAUGUGUCAUGUGUUCAGUCAGACUGGUGGUGGAGUGCA